Molecule: messenger RNA, 1467 nt
Organism: Macrosteles quadrilineatus (aster leafhopper)
Lineage: Eukaryota; Metazoa; Arthropoda; Insecta; Hemiptera; Cicadellidae
Product: protein NipSnap-like
Exons: 5
Coding region: 201-1034 (277 amino acids)
Cellular component (GO): mitochondrion
Source: RefSeq, a predicted model, not a curated record
AUAAUCAACUAAUCAAGCUGAAAACUAGUACUUUGGACUUCUGUCAAAAAAGUUGAAAUUCUUUUCUUACUCCAAUUUGUUUUAUUGUAAAAAUAUUUAAAAUUAGCAAAAAUGAGCAGUUGAAUUAAGUGUUAGGGUAUCUCAUAAUCUAAGUGACGCAUAACAUCAUAAAACUUCAAGAACUUACUUUCUUUAACAAUAUGGCAAUUUCAUUAAAAGGGGUUAGUUUAAUUUCUCAACGAUCAGUUCAGCUGUCUCCCUUCAGACAUUUGGUCACGAGCUCAGCCCUAGGAGAUGUCAGCGAAGGAUGGCUCAGUAAGCUGCUGGUUCGUAAGAUCGAACCCACCAAAGAACCUCACUCUCGUAUGCUGUCCGAUAAAGAGGUCAUUUAUGAACUACAGACUCACAACGUUCGACCAGACUCCACUUCCAAAUACCUCGAUAAUUAUGAGAAAAGCGUAAAGAUGAUUCUGUCACGGAAGGAUGAGUUCAAAUGUGACUUGGUGGCCUCGUGGACAGUGCAGGUGGGUGAUCUGGACCAGGCGUUGCAUCUGUGGAGGUAUACCGGGGGCUUCUCUAGCAUCGACAAGUGUAACAAUCUUCUGGCAGUGGAUAAGACUUAUCAGCAACUGUUGACUGAGAGGGGCAACUACCUCAGGUCUCGUCAUCUACAGUACCUGCUGGCAUUCAGUUACUGGCCACCAAUCUCGCCUCGCAAGGGCAACAACUUGUACGAGAUCCGCAGCUACAGCCUCAAGCCGGGCACUAUGAUAGAGUGGGGAAACAACUGGGCAAGAGCCAUCAACUAUCGCCGCAACAACGAUGAACCCUUUGCAGCCUUCUUUUCCCAAAUUGGAAGGCUUUACAAUGUUCAUCAUAUUUGGUGUUAUGAGAACCUGCAGGCUCGUAAGGACACUAGGGAAGCAGCCUGGAGGUCCCCAGGCUGGGACGAGUGUGUCGCCUACACAGUUCCUCUCAUACGAGAGAUGCACUCACGCAUCAUUGUGCCCACCUCCUUCUCUCCCACCCAAUAAGUCUGUAUUUUUAUAUUGGCUCGUUAUUCCAAAAAUAUUCAUUUUAUUUCUUUAUAUAUCUUCCAACUAUUCAAUUAUAUCAUAUGUUUAAAGUCAUUGAAAGAAGUUGUGAUCAAAGCAACGUUACAUUUUCUUUAGAUGUAAUUUUUAUCUGAAACAAAUAUUGUCAGUCAGUACAGUUGCACAAACCAGUUAUCUUUAGUAUUGUUGUGGUUCUAUUGUUUAUGGUUCUUACUUUGUUGUUAUGUACAAUAAUUUUGUUAUGCUGUAUAAUAAAUACAUAUUUUCUAGGAUAAACUAUCUUAUGCAUUUUUAAUUAGUGCUCAUGCUGAACUUAGUUACUUUAACAUACUCGUAUGCGUUUGUAUGUAACUAUGUAUAGUUAUCAUGACAUCAAAUUUGUAUAUUCAAUAAAAGUUUUAUUUUCUCAUAA